This is a messenger RNA of Rosa chinensis, 1914 nucleotides long. Its product is annotated as scopoletin glucosyltransferase. Bases 242 to 1792 code for a protein of 516 amino acids. The transcript has a single exon. Lineage: Eukaryota; Viridiplantae; Streptophyta; Magnoliopsida; Rosales; Rosaceae. Gene Ontology annotation, molecular function: UDP-glycosyltransferase activity. The record is from RefSeq and is a predicted model, not a curated record.
UUGGCUCAAUUCCAACAUCUCCAGCGUUUCAGAAAUGUCGGUACGUACGCUGUUUGCCACACAACUAGAUUUUCACUCCCAUACCUAACAGUCAAUCACCAUUCUCCGACGUCCUACCUCUCUUGGAUUCCUUCUCAGUUAACCUUUCUUCCUCCUUUCUUCUUCUCCAUUCUUCCACUACGCUAUCUAUAUAUUACCCAGCCCUACUGCAAGACUCUAACACAAACCCAACUCUGCAAAUAUGGCAAAUGAGAUAUGGAUCAUUCCGUUUUUCGGUCAGGGCCAUCUCUUGCCUUUAAUGGAGCUCUGCAAGCACUUAGCCUCCAGAAACUUCAAAGCCGUUUUCGUCAUCUCUUCCAACCUCUCCUCCUCCAUACCCUCAUCUCUCCGCCAAUACCCACUCGUCGAAAUCGCAGAGAUUUCUGAAGCACCACCGUCUGAUCCGUCGUCCCCGCCGCAGGAGCCGAGUUCUCAGCCGCAUCACCGCCACCACGGCCAGAUGGCAGUCGGGCUUGAGAACCUCCUCUCGACCCGAAACGAGAGUCCGGAUUCGGUCCGACCCCUUUGUGCAGUUCUUGACAACAUGAUGAGCUGGAAUUCUGAGUUUUUUCAAAAGUUUGAGAUUCCGGUGGUCAGCUUUUUCACUUCCGGAGCUUGCUCCGCUGCCAUGGAGUAUGCCCUGUGGAAGGCCCACCCGAUAGAUGUCAAACCGGGCGAGACCCGUUUGCUACCGGGGUUACCCGAAGAGAUGGCUGUGACGGUUUCGGAUAUUAAACGGGAGUCUCGUCGGCCACCAUUCCCUGUUGGUGGAGGCGGCCCGCCAGGAGGUCCGGGAGCGGGCUUUCCUCCUCAUGGACCACCACAUGGUGGGCCUGGCCCGCCAAGAAUGGGUCCGCCAAAGGCCGGUGACCAACCGCAUUGGUUAGAGGAGGUCGAGCAAUCUAUUGGAGUGAUGAUCAACACGUGUGAUGAGCUAGAGCAUCCAUUUAUCGAAUACGUCUCCAACAAGAUUGAAAAACCCGUUUGGGGAGUGGGCCCGAUGUUACCCGAGCAAUAUUGGAAAUCGGCUCGUUCGGUUCUCCAUGAUCGCGAAGUUCGAACCAAUCGGAAAUCGAACUUCACCGAAGACGAGGUAAAUCAAUGGCUAGAUUCAAAACCACGUGGAUCGGUGCUAUACGUUUCAUUUGGAAGCGAGGUUGGUCCCACCAAAGAGGAGUACGAAAUACUAGCCGAGGCAUUGGAAGCGUCGACCCGGCCAUUCAUAUGGGUGGUCCAAGUCACCGCAGGAAGACCCCCGGGUCCUCCUCCGGGUCCUCCCGGACAGUCACAACCCAUAUCAGAACCCAAAGAGGCCUAUUUUCCACACGGGCUAGAUACGCGGGUCGGAAAAAGAGGCUUGAUCAUACAUGGGUGGGCCCCGCAGCUCUUGAUACUGAGCCACCCAUCAACGGGAGGAUUCCUUUCGCACUGUGGGUGGAAUUCAACUGUGGAGGCAAUUGGGCGUGGAGUCCCAUUCUUGGCGUGGCCAAUCAGAGGGGACCAACACUCGGACGCUAAAUUGGUAGCGAGCUAUCUCAAAGUUGGGUAUCUGAUUUCUGAGGAUUUAUCAGAGACAAUAAAGAAGGAGGAUAUAACAAGAGGGAUUGAGAAGCUACUGAGUGAUGAAGAGAUGAAGCAACGAGCUGUGAAGCUUAGUGCUAAGUUUGAGCAUGGAUUUCCAACAAGUUCUGUCGCGGCUUUAGAUGCCUUUGGAGACUUCCUCAGACACAAAAACAAAGCAUCUUCUCAUUGAUUUUAGUCUUGAUGUUAAUUGGAAGAGUUUCUGUUUGACUCUUUUUUCUUUGUAUUAAUGUAUAAUUUAUAAGAUUGUUGGUCUGCAUCGUGGACAUUAUAUUAUACUCAAUUAUUUACACA